This is a messenger RNA of Indicator indicator, 2247 nucleotides long. RefSeq names its product basic proline-rich protein-like. Lineage: Eukaryota; Metazoa; Chordata; Aves; Piciformes; Indicatoridae. The annotation marks the transcript as partial. The transcript has a single exon. The record is from RefSeq and is a predicted model, not a curated record.
CCCCCCCCCCCCCCCCCCCCCCCCCCCCCCCCCCCCCCCCCCCCCCCCCCCCCCCCCCCCCCCCCCCCCCCCCCCCCCCCCCCCCCCCCCCCCCCCCCCCCCCCCCCCCCCCCCCCCCCCCCCCCCCCCCCCCCCCCCCCCCCCCCCCCCCCCCCCCCCCCCCCCCCCCCCCCCCCCCCCCCCCCCCCCCCCCCCCCCCCCCCCCCCCCCCCCCCCCCCCCCCCCCCCCCCCCCCCCCCCCCCCCCCCCCCCCCCCCCCCCCCCCCCCCCCCCCCCCCCCCCCCCCCCCCCCCCCCCCCCCCCCCCCCCCCCCCCCCCCCCCCCCCCCCCCCCCCCCCCCCCCCCCCCCCCCCCCCCCCCCCCCCCCCCCCCCCCCCCCCCCCCCCCCCCCCCCCCCCCCCCCCCCCCCCCCCCCCCCCCCCCCCCCCCCCCCCCCCCCCCCCCCCCCCCCCCCCCCCCCCCCCCCCCCCCCCCCCCCCCCCCCCCCCCCCCCCCCCCCCCCCCCCCCCCCCCCCCCCCCCCCCCCCCCCCCCCCCCCCCCCCCCCCCCCCCCCCCCCCCCCCCCCCCCCCCCCCCCCCCCCCCCCCCCCCCCCCCCCCCCCCCCCCCCCCCCCCCCCCCCCCCCCCCCCCCCCCCCCCCCCCCCCCCCCCCCCCCCCCCCCCCCCCCCCCCCCCCCCCCCCCCCCCCCCCCCCCCCCCCCCCCCCCCCCCCCCCCCCCCCCCCCCCCCCCCCCCCCCCCCCCCCCCCCCCCCCCCCCCCCCCCCCCCCCCCCCCCCCCCCCCCCCCCCCCCCCCCCCCCCCCCCCCCCCCCCCCCCCCCCCCCCCCCCCCCCCCCCCCCCCCCCCCCCCCCCCCCCCCCCCCCCCCCCCCCCCCCCCCCCCCCCCCCCCCCCCCCCCCCCCCCCCCCCCCCCCCCCCCCCCCCCCCCCCCCCCCCCCCCCCCCCCCCCCCCCCCCCCCCCCCCCCCCCCCCCCCCCCCCCCCCCCCCCCCCCCCCCCCCCCCCCCCCCCCCCCCCCCCCCCCCCCCCCCCCCCCCCCCCCCCCCCCCCCCCCCCCCCCCCCCCCCCCCCCCCCCCCCCCCCCCCACCACCCCCCCCCCGCUCCCCCCCGUCCCGGCACCCCUUCCCCUCAUCGGCCAUCCCUCCGCCGUUGGCUACUCGUGCCCGUCCCCCUACGUGCUCCGCCACCCCCCCCUCCGCACAUCACCUCUCGUCCCUAAACACCCCUGCCGCCCACCCCAACCCCGGGGUUCUCGCCACCUCUCUACCCCCCGACUACCCCCCCCCGCCUACCCCCUCUCCGCUCCCGUGCGCUUACCUCCACCCCCCCCCGGACAUAGACCCGCUCUUCCGCCCCCCGCCGUCACUUCGGGCCCGCCCCAGCCCAACGCAGCGCCUUUCCCCCCCCCCCCCCCCGCACUCCCCCCACGAGGCGCCAUCACCCCAUGCCCACCCCACCUCCCUAGCCCCCACACCCUACCCCCCCCCUCCUUGCUCACGCAAGCCGCCCACCCCACCUCCAGCCCCCUUCCCCUCAACAUUCUCACUCCCCACGCCCCGCACCCCCCCCCGCCCUCCAGACCCCGCGCGCGGGGACCACGCACCGCCCCCCACACCCCGACCCCGACCCCCCCGGCUGCCAGCAGCCCUCCCAAGUGUCCGACCCGCCCCUGGUGCGCCCGCCCGCCAUCACCAGGGCCACCCGUCCUCCCCCCCCCCCCCCCAAGCCCAGCCCCCCACCCCACCCGCCCGCAGCCCCCCACUCUUAUCCGCUCCCUCCUACCCCGGUCGCCCUCGCCCGUCCUACACCCCCUCCGGGCCCGCGAACCGCCCACCUAUCCACCUACCAUACGGCUCCUCCCACACAAACAACCCAUCCGCCUGCUGCCCCCGCGCCGCCCUAUGCCCCACCACAGUAGUGCCCAGGCUUACCAGCCCGCACCCCGCCAAUCCAACAAAAAGCACCCACUCACCCACCACAGUCCUACCCGCCAACUCCACCCUCACCCAAGUGCCAGGAACCCCCCCCCCUAGCGGGCCCCUGCCUUGCCAGCCGCCCACAUCGCCUGCCUCCCCGCGCGUUCUCCGGCGAGGCACUUGUAUCCACCCCCCCUCCCCCCUCCCAAACAACCCUUUCUGCCGACCCGGAGCGCCCCCCGCCCCCCCUCCCCCGCCCCCGGUCUGGACCCCGCUACCGCCACCCCCACCCCCCACCGUCCUCCCGGCCCGGAGCCCCACCCACCUGUAA